This is a messenger RNA of Capsella rubella, 1056 nucleotides long. RefSeq names its product peroxisomal membrane protein 11E. Lineage: Eukaryota; Viridiplantae; Streptophyta; Magnoliopsida; Brassicales; Brassicaceae. The coding region runs from base 166 to 873 and encodes 235 amino acids. Gene Ontology annotation, biological process: peroxisome fission; regulation of peroxisome size. Gene Ontology annotation, cellular component: peroxisomal membrane. The transcript is spliced from 8 exons. The record is from RefSeq and is a predicted model, not a curated record.
AAAUGAGAUUAUAAGUAAGAACAGCUUUGCAUCAUUGUUCCAAAAACUAAAGCACUAAAUCUCGGAUCCCCUUUCUUAAAAGUUUUAAUAUCUUUCUGGGUUUGUGGCUCAGUUGUAUAAUCAAUCUCCUCGUGGUCGUCGUAACAGAGAUCAUAUAGAGAAAGCAUGACUACAUUAGAUUUGUCUAGAGCUGAGCUUGCUCUUAUAGUCCUUUAUUUGAACAAAGCUGAGGCUAGAGAUAAGAUAUGCAGAGCUAUACAGUAUGGUUCCAAAUUCUUGAGUGGUGGGCAACCUGGUACUGCUCAAACUGUUGACAAGAACACCAGCUUGGCUAGAAAAGUUUUCCGUCUUUUCAAGUUUGUCAAUGAUUUUCACGGUCUUAUCAGUCCUGUGCCUAAAGGGACUCCGCUUCCUCUUGUCUUACUUGGGAAGUCCAAGAAUGCACUGGUGUCAACCUUCUUGUUUCUUGAUCAAAUCGUCUGGCUUGGUAGAUCAGGCAUAUAUAAGAACAAAGAACGAGUAGAAUUGCUUGGACGUAUAUCACUUUUCUGCUGGCUGGGAUCAUCAGUUUGUACAACUGCAGUCGAGAUCGGUGAGCUUGGAAGGCUCUCUUCAUCUAUGAAGAAGAUGGAAAAGGAACUAAAAGAUGAUGAAAAGCAUCAUGAUGAGCUGUAUCGUGCUAAGCUUCAGAAAACAAAUGACAGAACUCUAGCAUUGGUCAAAUCAAGCAUGGACAUUGUUGUAGCUAUUGGUCUGCUUCAAUUAGUUCCAAAGACUGUUACUCCUCGUGUCACUGGCGCUUUCGGGUUUACCUCCUCGCUUAUCUCUUGUUAUCAGUUGCUUCCAUCGCGCCCCAAGUUCAAGACACCUUGAAGCAAGAAGAAGCUUGUUGUCUAGGCCUUCAGAAUAAUUGUUUCAUAUUAUUUGUAAACCUGCCGUGUUCUGUAAUCUCAGGCUGUUGCUCCUUUGAUUGAAUGAAUUUGCUUUUCGUAUUCUCCUUUGCAAGUAUAAUGAUAACUCUUAAAAUAAGAUUGCAUAUGAUACUUCUUUCAAGCU